Molecule: messenger RNA, 751 nt
Organism: Mytilus trossulus (common blue mussel)
Lineage: Eukaryota; Metazoa; Mollusca; Bivalvia; Mytilida; Mytilidae
Product: complement C1q-like protein 4
Exons: 2
Coding region: 26-751 (241 amino acids)
Molecular function (GO): protein binding
Source: RefSeq, a predicted model, not a curated record
UUGCAACGCGUUGGAAUUAAGUAAAAUGUUUAUACAUACAUCCGUACUUUUUGUGCUCUGUGUGUUUGAGGCGGAGGGUGGUAUGUCAGAUAUCUCUUCGCGAUUAUCGGAACUUGAAAACAUCGUGAAAUCCCAAAGUUCAAGGAUAAUUCAUUUGGAAGAAAACGUAGAAACUCUCCGACAAAAUAAUACACAACUCGGUGAGAUUAUUGAAGGCCAAAAGGAACAACUCAAAAGUUUGGAACGGCGUGGAGAUCAACAAAGAUCAGACCAGCAGGACAAUAUAGUUAAGGAGUUAACGAGAGAAAGUCGUCUUCUAAGCGCAAACCCUGGAGUAACUAUUGUAGCUUUCCAUGCUCGUCUGUCUAAGAAAGAAACGCCUGCGAAACAUCACACUAUUAUAUUUGACGUAAUUAACACAAACAGUGGGAAUGGAUACAACAAGUUCUCAGGAGUGUUUACGGCACCUGUUGACGGUAUUUACGUUUUUUCAUAUACUAUCGUCCCAGAAUGCAGCAGCUUUGGUGCAUUUGAACUUGUUUCUAAUAACCAAAUACAAGGCGUGGUUUUUCCUGAAGCUGCUAGUGGUUGUGACUAUACAGGAUCAUCUACAGUAUCCGUUGUUGAAUUGUCACAAGGGGAUGUCACAUUCGUACGAACUAGCCCAACAUACACACCAGUUGGAACCAUAGUAAGCAAUGGCAAUAUGUGGACAUCUUUUGCAGGUUGGAGGAUCGGAGACAGGAUGUAA